Molecule: messenger RNA, 1238 nt
Organism: Truncatella angustata
Lineage: Eukaryota; Fungi; Ascomycota; Sordariomycetes; Amphisphaeriales; Sporocadaceae
Exons: 2
Coding region: 109-1041 (310 amino acids)
Source: RefSeq, a predicted model, not a curated record
GCCAUAAAACACAAUAUUUUCUACACAGGUGAAUAUAGUCACGUACAUUGUUCCGCUUUGGUUUCAAUUUCCAUUCGAAACACUGUGCCUCCAACCAUUAUUCCCAUCAUGUCCAAAGUUCUUCUUGUUACUGGUGCCACCGGCAAGCAAGGUGGUGCCGUCAUAGAUGCUUUAUUGAAGCUAAAAGGCAGCCCCUUCACAAUCUUGGCUGUAACAAGAAAUGCAGCCGGUGGUAGUGCUAAGAAAUUGGAACAGAGGUCACCUUCGAUCAAGAUCGUGCAAGGUGAUCUUGACGAUUGUGCUGCACUCUUCGAUGAGGCUCAGCGGGUCGAGUCAACGCCUAUCUGGGGUGUUUACUCGGUGCAAAUUUCCAUGGGUAAGGGGGUGACUAUGGAAAGCGAAGUUGCGCAGGGAAAGGCUCUCAUCGAUGAGUCCAUGAAGCGAGGCGUCAAGUACUAUGUUUAUAGCAGCGUUGAGCGUGGUGGAGAUGAGCAUUCUUGGGAAAACCCGACACCAAUCCCCCAUUUCCAGAGCAAGUAUCACAUUGAGAGGUACUUGAGGGAUGUCACUUCAAGGAGUCAUAACGUCGAAGGUAUGGACUGGACCAUCUUGAGACCGGUAGCCUUCAUGGACAACCUUGCACCCGGUAUGCCAACCAAGGUCUUCAUGGCAGCCAUGAACAACUGGCUGCAAGGCAAAUCGACCCAGUGGAUCGCUACCAAGGAUAUUGGCGUCUUCGCUGCUAAAGCUUUCGAGAAUCCCGGAACCUGGAACAAGCGGGCUAUUGGACUUGCUGGCGAUGAGCUCACAAUGCAGCAAAUGAGCAAAGUAUUCGAAAGGGCAACCGGCAGUCCAGCUCCCAUGGCUCCUUGGUUUUUGGGGAGUGUCUUGACGUACAUGGUCACGGAGCUGAAGUUGAUGAUCGGGUGGUUCGCUUCUGAAGGUUACAAGGCAAACAUCCGGGAAAGGCGGGCGGAGUAUCCGCAACUGCUGAACAUGGAACGCUGGUUGAGAGAGGAGAGCAUGUUCACAUGCAAAUAAGCCCUUGUAUCGUGAAGUUUUGAUGGCGUCGUUGCCCCUUGCAGUGGUGUGCUAUCAGCUCUCAAUUUUCUGUAUCUUUCGAUGGGCUUUAUCAUUUGAGGAGAUCCAUCGAAAUUAAAAUUGAGGGUUACAUUUCGUUCUCAAUCUUAUGGUAUAAUUAAUUCGUCUGACGUAUUGAAGGCAUUCAACAGAAGCUC